CCGCACCAGCUUUCCCUUCCCUCGGAAAAACACACAAUCAUCGCUGGACGGCGAGGUCGCGCGCGAUAAUUUUCCCAUUUUUAACGCAAAGACGAAGAUGUCAGAGCCUCAGUGCAAAAGAAGCAAGAUGACCAGCUCGCUGGAACAGCUGAAGGCUUUGACCACGGUGGUGGCCGACACCGGGGAUUUCGAAGCAAUGAAAAACUACAAACCGACCGACGCCACCACCAACCCCUCCCUAAUCCUGGCCGCCUCCGCCCUCCCCCAGUACAAACACCUGGUGCAGAAGGCCGUGCAAUACGGCAACAAGGUGGGCCAAACCACCGAGGAAAAGCUGGAAAAUGCGAUGGACCUACUGUGUGUCCUUUUCGGCGUGGAAAUUCUGAAAAUCGUCCCUGGACGCGUCUCGACUGAAGUCGACGCUCGAUUAUCCUUCGACAAGGAAGCGAGUAUCGCGAAAGCGAAAAAGCUGAUCCAGCUUUACGCCGACCACGGGAUCGCCAAAGAGCGCGUUUUGAUCAAACUGGCCUCCACCUGGGAGGGCAUCCAGGCUGCGCGCGAGCUGGAGCAGAAGCACGGAAUCCACUGCAAUCUCACCCUUUUGUUCAACUUUGCCCAAGCAGUGGCGUGUGCCGAGGCCGGGGUGACCCUAAUUUCGCCCUUUGUGGGGCGCAUCCUCGACUGGAACAUCGCCAACACUGAUAAGAAAUCCUACACGGGGGACGAGGACCCGGGGGUGGUGUCCGUCACCAAGAUUUACAAUUAUUACAAGAAGUUUGGGUACAAGACGGUGGUUAUGGGGGCGUCGUUCAGGAACAUUGAGGAGAUUAAGGCAUUGGCCGGGUGUGACUUGUUGACGAUCAGUCCCAAGCUUUUGGGGGAGUUGGAGGCGUCGGGCGACCCCGUCCCCAGGAAGUUGUCGCCGGAAAACGCCGCCAAACAGCCGCUGGAGAAGAUCGCGCUGACUGAAUCGACCUUCAGGUGGAUGCUCAAUGAGGAUAAAAUGGCCACGGAUAAGCUGUCGGAAGGGAUCAGGAAUUUCGCAGCCGAUAGUGUCAAGUUGGAGAAUACGAUCAAAACGCAACUGAAAGCGUCUCCGAAAAAAUAAGCACGAUUGCAUUCCUUUGUAACGUUUUAUAUUGUGUCUAAGUUGAAAAUAUAUAAAUUUAAUGCUU
Molecule: messenger RNA, 1175 nt
Organism: Tribolium castaneum (red flour beetle)
Lineage: Eukaryota; Metazoa; Arthropoda; Insecta; Coleoptera; Tenebrionidae
Gene: Taldo
Product: Transaldolase
Exons: 3
Coding region: 98-1108 (336 amino acids)
Biological process (GO): pentose-phosphate shunt, non-oxidative branch; pentose-phosphate shunt; carbohydrate metabolic process
Cellular component (GO): intracellular anatomical structure; cytoplasm
Molecular function (GO): transaldolase activity
Source: RefSeq, a predicted model, not a curated record